Cervus elaphus (red deer) is the source of this 926-nucleotide messenger RNA. RefSeq names its product olfactory receptor 18-like. Bases 120 to 926 code for a protein of 268 amino acids. The record is from RefSeq and is a predicted model, not a curated record. Gene Ontology annotation, molecular function: olfactory receptor activity; G protein-coupled receptor activity. Gene Ontology annotation, cellular component: membrane. Gene Ontology annotation, biological process: G protein-coupled receptor signaling pathway. The transcript has a single exon. Lineage: Eukaryota; Metazoa; Chordata; Mammalia; Artiodactyla; Cervidae.
AGCUACAGAGAACUGGAAAUCUAACAAGUGUCUCAGAAUUCUUCCUCCUGGGCCUCUCAGAUGAUCCAGAACUGCAGCCUUUGCUCUGUGUCCUGUUUCUGUCCACGUACCUGGUCACCAUGCUGGGGAAUCUACUCAUUAUUCUGGCCGUCACCUCUGACCCCCACCUCCACACACCCAUGUACUUCUUCCUCACCAACCUGUCUUUGGCUGACAUCAGUUUCAUCUCCACCACUGUUCCCAAGAUGAUUGUGGACAUCCAAACUCACAGCAGAGUCAUCUCCUAUGAAGGCUGCCUGACACAGAUGUCUAUUUUUAUCCUUUUUGGGUGUAUGGAUAGCAUGCUUCUGUCUGUGAUGGCUUAUGACAGGUUUGUGGCCAUCUGUCACCCACUGCACUACCCAGUCAUCAUGAACCCGCGCACCUGUUGCAUCUUCAUUUUGGUGUCUUUUUUUGUUAGCCUUUUGGACUCCCAGAUGCAUAAUGUGACUGUGUUACAACUUACCUGCUUCAAGGAUGUAGAAAUUUCUAGUUUCUUCUGUGACCCUUCUCAGCUGCUCAACCUUGGCUGUUCUGAUACUUUCAUGAAUAAUAUAGUCAGCUAUAUUAUCGUUGCCAUCUCUGGUUUUCUCCCUACCUCAGGAAUUUUUUUCUCUUACUAUAAAAUUCUUGUCUCCAUUCUGAAAGUCCCCUCAUCAAGUGGGAUUUAUAAAGCCUUUGCCACCUGUGGCUCUCACCUGACAGUGGUUUGCUUGUUUUAUGGAACAGCCCUGGGGGUGUACCUCAGCUCAGCCAUCUCCCUUUCUCCAAGGAAGGAUGUAGCAGCCUCAGUGGUGUACACUGUGGUCACCCCCAUGCUAAACCCCUUCAUCUAUAGUCUGAGGAACAAAGACAUCAAAAAGGCCAUGUGGAGGUUCCUCAGCUGA